GCCGUGAAUAUUUUUCUCCGGCAUCAAAAGCAGCAUAAAUACUAAAAGUGUCGUAUAUUUUGUAUCUCCUUCCAAUAAUAAUUCGAUAUCAUAAAUCAAAAUUGUGACAUGCAACUCUUACUGCGGCCUGGUAUGCUCCAGCAACUCAAACUGUUUUUUGGAAGGCGUUUUCUAACACAAAGUGUAACCGGCAUCCAGGUAUCAGAGCUUACAAAUGAUGUGAAACGUCAAAUUGAGAUCCAUUGGCGCGCGCAAGUUUCACAGGGACAGUUUGAUCCAUCACGUAGUGAUAAGUUUUAUGUACUGUCAAUGUUUCCAUACCCAUCUGGUACCUUGCAUAUGGGACAUGUACGUGUCUAUACCAUUAGCGAUACUGUAGCACGCUUUCAUCGUAUGUGUGGUAAAAAUGUGUUCCAACCUAUUGGUUGGGAUGCUUUUGGGCUACCGGCUGAAAAUGCUGCUAUACAGCGCGGCGUAGAGCCAGCCACAUGGACAGAGGCAAACAUAGCACAAAUGAAAGAGCAAUUGCUAGCACUGAGUUGUUCAUUUGAUUGGAAACAUGAAAUGUGUACUUGUUCACAAGAGUACUAUAAAUGGACGCAAAAAUUGUUCUUGAUGCUUUAUAACAGCGGAUUGGCUUAUCAAAAUGAGGCUUUAGUCAAUUGGGAUCCAGUCGAUAAUACUGUUCUGGCUGAUGAACAGGUGGACUCAAAUGGUUGUUCAUGGCGUUCAGGUGCAAAAGUUGAGAAAAAAUUGCUUAACCAGUGGUUUAUACGUACCACUGCGUAUGCCAAAUCGUUAUUGGAUGGACUGGAAGAUCCAGUACUUCAAGACUGGCGUGAUAUCAUAAAUUUGCAGCGCCACUGGAUUGGUGAAUGUGAUGGUUAUGCAUUUCAACUGCUUACAUCGGAUGCAAACUCCUUACGUGUUUGGACAACACAUCCGGAACAUUUAAAAGACCCAAAUUUAUUUAUAGUUAUCAAACAAAAUCAUUACCUAUCGAAGUUACCUAAUGCACCACGUUUAACGGUCGAAAAUCCGUUCGCUGGUACAGUCAUACCAGUAAUUUUUAGUGAUGCACCUAGUUUUGCUGAGCACUGCGACGUAUAUUUAGCUGCGCCAAGUUUUCGGGAGCAGGACAAAGAAUUGCAAGAAAAAUUUGGAUUGACCUUUUUUGCUCAUACAAAUACUCACCUCCCAUUGAACCCAAAACAUGCACGAGAAGAAGUACUAGAAGCGGCGACACGUUUAAAGAUAGGUGGCUAUCGCGUUUCUUCAAAAUUGCAAGAUUGGUUGAUAUCACGUCAACGCUAUUGGGGCACUCCCAUUCCGAUAAUUCAUUGUAAUAAAUGUGGCGCUGUGCCUGUACCUGAAGAACAGCUGCCUGUAGUGCUUCCAGAGAAAAAAGUGCUUGAGGAACAACGUGAGGAUGCAUUGCGUUGCACGUGCCCCAAUUGUGGUGGCACAGAUGCGCAGCGUGAAACGGACACAAUGGAUACAUUCGUCGAUAGUUCGUGGUAUUAUUUGCGUUUCUUGGAUCCAAGCUAUAACAAAGAUAUGGUAAAUAAGGAUCUCGUCAAAAAAUCUAUGCCUGUUGACUUGUAUAUUGGUGGCAAAGAACAUGCGGUGCUGCAUUUAUAUUAUGCGCGUUUUGUAAACCACUUCCUGCAUGAUUGUGGACUAUCACCGACUUCUGAACCGUUUUCUCGACUGCUUGUGCAAGGUAUGGUUAUGGGGCGCUCUUUCAGGGUUAAGGGUUCAGGACGAUAUGUAACAGAAGAUCAGGUUGAAAUUGUUAAUGCUAAAAAGAACCAGGCGCGACUGAAAGAUACCCAUGAGCCUGUUGUGAUGACAUGGGAAAAAAUGUCUAAAUCGAAGUUAAACGGUGUCGAUCCAACAGAUAUGUUCAAGGAGUACGGCACCGAUACCACACGUCUCAUAUCACUGGCUGAUGUGGCGCCCACAUCGCACAGGAAUUGGUCCAGCGCUACCUUUCCUGGAAUACUUAAUUGGCAAAAGAGACUUUGGUUAACUGUAAACGAUUUUCAUGAGGCACGUACUGCGCCUAAUGAACCUGAAGAACAAAAAAUUGACACGGAAGGUGAAUCGUUCAAGGCCGAAGAUGCAAAGUUGUUCGAUGCGCGUAAUUUCUACGUGAAAGGUGCCACAUUUAAUUAUCGCCAUACACAUCAAUUAAGUGUCGCCAUCUCUAAAAUGCAAGGCCUUACGAAUUCUUUGCGACGUGCUCCCAAACAUAUUGUGCGUUAUAGCCCACAGUAUGAACGCGCAUUAGCUAGUCAAAUUAUUAUGCUCGCGCCGAUGGCACCACAUUUUGCUUCGGAGUUGUGGUCGAAAUUUGUAACUGUGCCGAACAGACUGAACUCAUCAACGCCAGAACUACAAUGGGAACGCAAUGUGCUGGAACAAAGCUGGCCCGAUAUUGACGCGGACUAUAAACUGGAUUUAACAAUCAAGGUGAAUGGGUUUGAAAACUGUGCCAUAAAGAUAGCGCGCAAUAAUUUGGAUAGCAUCACAUAUAACGAUGCAAUGGACAUUGCCUUCAAUACACCAUCGGUUACUUCAUAUUUAACUGAUAAGAAGAUACGUACGACAAAUUUCGUUUUAUAUCCGGGGAUAGAGGCUAUAUUAAAUAUUUAUGUCGACAAAAUUAAACAGUCCACUGCGCAAGCAGCUAACUCAAAUGAAGAGGUUUUUAGCAAAUAAUUUUGUAUAUAAGUAGAGGUGUUGAUAUGGUUGUAAAUAGGCGCAAUACAAAAGUACUAAUAGUUGCAUAUGUAGAGUUAGUUAUAAUGAGUCGAAAUCUUAUUUAUUAAUUUUGUUGCUGUUAAUUUAAAAAUUAAUUAUAAAAAUGGUAAUCAUGGUUUGUUUAAUAAAUACGCAUU
Molecule: messenger RNA, 2903 nt
Organism: Anastrepha obliqua
Lineage: Eukaryota; Metazoa; Arthropoda; Insecta; Diptera; Tephritidae
Product: leucine--tRNA ligase, mitochondrial-like
Exons: 7
Coding region: 109-2724 (871 amino acids)
Biological process (GO): mitochondrial translation; leucyl-tRNA aminoacylation
Cellular component (GO): mitochondrion
Molecular function (GO): leucine-tRNA ligase activity; ATP binding
Source: RefSeq, a predicted model, not a curated record